UAUGGAUUGGAAUAGCAUAGAUAUACCUUGGAGCGGUGAAACUCGUAAACUGUGCCAAUUACUUGAAACUAAAGAGCCACCUUUUAUUGCUCGCGUUGCUCUAAGUAAUAUAGGAUCGUUUAAUGCCGGCUAUGGACCAAAUACUCAACUUCCAAUAGUCUUCUAUAAAUCAAGAAAAAGAACACAUUUUAUAGGUAAACCUUUAAAAUGCCGUGGCAGAAAAAAAGAGUAUUAUGAAUUUUCACUUGAUUGCUCUGAUUGGUACAAAAUUAUGCAUACGUCAAUGGAUAUGACACCUUCAUACUCAUCUUGCUAUGAUGUGCAUCAAGACAAAAAAAAUUCACUAUUUCUUCUUCGUAGUUCUUGUUGCGGUUAUAAACAAUCUGGAAAUCAGUUAGAAGAGCUAACGCUACCAGCUGGAAUUUUGUUAAAAAAGUCUAAUGUAACAACCUUACAACUAUUGAAUUGCGUAAUUCGCAGGAGAGAUUCUCAAAGCAAUUCAAUGGACAACAUGCAAUUUUUAACUUUUACGCACUCUUCUGGGAAUGACAUAUAUACGGUCUAUAUUAGUUUUGAUGAUCCUUGUAAGAUGACCCCUGCCCCAGGAAAAACUAAUCAUCCAUCUGUUGGGGCUGCCUAUCGGCUAUUACAGAUUAGGGAUGCUAACUUGCCCCUUAAUAUUCGAUGCGUAUACGGCAGAGCCCCUGUGAAUAAGCAUCUGAGUGAAACCACACGUGUCUAUGAACUAACGAAAAAAAAAAAAACGUAUAAUAUUACAUCUUUCCUAUUUUCUGAACAAGGAAUAUAUAUUAUGGACAUUCCAGUAGACAUUAACAUUCUAUUUGAAAUACCGGAAAAUGACGAUUAUAAAAGAUCUUCACAAUUUUUAGCUUUUAUUAAAUUUAUUCCGGGAUUAUCUUCGAAUUAUAAAAAAAAGGUAAAGCCGAUCGAAAUCCCCUAUAAAAGGAAUAGCAGCUUUCCAUUUUCAAAACGAGGACUUCUUUGUGCAGCUACUCAUAUUGCUGAGAUAACUACCCCCAUUUGUAGACCAGAAUGCGAUAUUGCGGAAGACAUCAAUGAAAAAGAACAGAUAAGGCAAAACAGAUACCGAGCAUCUGUAGUGGUCAAGAAUACAAUUUCAACCGGUAGUCACAAUUCAGCCACAGGCCAUGUAAAUCAUUUACUCGAAUGGCUUGAAAGAUACGAGAAUGAUCAUUAUGACUCCAAUGAAAAUAUUUACACUGCCCUGGAAAAAAGUAGUAUAGAUAAAGACUAUUACAAUAGCCAAGCAAUAAACAAGCAAAACGCUCUAUAUUCAAAACGUCAAUUGCAAAAUGAAACAUUUCGGGACCUAUCACAUCAGGCUGAAGUGGUCGAUGAGAAAAAGGAGGAUGUUUUCAAGUACAUUGCCUUUGAAAAUUACUUAAUGGAAGAAUAUCUUCACAUUCUUAGUUGGACUGUUAGACAGUUUAUUACAUUUAAGAAGCGAGAGAAAUUCUUCACUGAACUAAAAAGUAUUAAAAAGCAAACUUAUUAUCCAAAAUUUCCGAUUGCGGACGAAAAAAACUGGCCAAUUAUUAAAAUGAAAUUGACAUCUCUAUUGAAUAACUAUACAUAUUUCGAAGAAAUGCAGUUUCCUAAUAAAAUAGGUGACCUCGAAGAAGCUUUUACAAGUAAGAGUCCCUCCGAAAUCAUGAAAUGGACAUCGUUUUAUCUUGCUUUCCGCUACUGCGAAAAAGAAAAUGCCGUCUAUUCAAGAAAGCGUAUUGGUUUGAAUUUAGCUAAAAAAGUUAUAAAAUUCUCUCUUCAAUGCAAAAACAAGAAGAUAUUUGAUUUCACCUACAAAAAAAUUAUGGAAAUCUAUAAAUAG
This is a messenger RNA of Dimorphilus gyrociliatus, 1870 nucleotides long. The record is from the annotation of a GenBank genome assembly. Lineage: Eukaryota; Metazoa; Annelida; Polychaeta; Dinophilidae.